AUGUCCUUGACACCAGAACAAGCUCGCGCACUCUGGGACGCGGGAGGCUUUGCGCUCAUCCAGGGCCUGCCGCGCGGCUCCGAGGUCGGCAUGGACGGGACGUAUCAUGUCGCAAACGUCUUUUCGGGAACCAAGUUUGUGCCUCCAGGCCUGCACAUGAUGGUGUGGGCUCCUUCGCCGAAGACUGCGCCAGCGCACAAUCCGACCGAAGGGGCCAAGAUCGAAGAGAUCCCCGAGGGACAGACCGACGCUGGACCGGGCAUCCCGGACGCUGCGGCGCUUCCGUUGCGUGCGGCGUACGUGCACGUAUGGGAACCGAAAGAGCGUAUCGGACUCCAGUUCGAUCCCGCAUCCGAGAACACGAGCGCACCGCGGACGAACAUCCCCGAGGGAGAGCUGAGGGAGCUUGACCCGCAGCUUGCGCCGUAUCCCUUUGCGGGUCUGAACGGAUGGAAGUCCCUCACGACGUGCAUCAGCAAGGCUGUUGUCGAGAAGGCUAUUCCGGGAGGCAAGGUCGAUGCCAUGUCGCAGGUCAAGGGCGAAGCGUUCGAUGCGAAGGACAAGGAUGCGGCGGCGCAGGAAUUUCUCGCAUCCACGCAGGCGAGUGCCGGUGCUCCCGAACUCCACCUCUCCGUGUUUGAUCUGCGGAGGUCUUGGCCUGAGGGAAGCGAGGCGGGUGACGUUAGUAGAUGGAGCGUGGACAAGAGCAAGCUCUGGGAGCGCCUUGCUGGCGAGGCCGGAGGUAAGCUGCCUAGCGCUGCCGGAGAGCUGACGACAGGCCCCCGCGCACUGCUCGGUCAGCUGCAGUUGAGCUUCCUGCUGCUGACAAAUGUAUGGUGCUACGCCGCCCUGGCGCCGUAUAAGCGUCUUCUAGCUGUGAUGUGUCGAUCAAAACUCGCCAUUGCUCAGCCGGAACGCUUCCCGUCCGGUCAGGCGAACGAUAAUGUAAGCUUUUGGGGGUCCUUCGCAGCUGACAAACAGGCGCGAGAGUGCGUGCUCGAGCUGAUCCGCACGCUGGCGGCGCAGCUUACGUCUCUCCCCGAAACAGCGUUCGACACCGAGCUUCCGUCGGUCGACACCUUCCUCCAGAGUGAGAUCGAGCAGCUGCGGCAGAAUGUGAGCGCCGCCCUCGCAGAGCCGGGCUGGUGGGGUCUUGCGCAGCGUGUCGCGCGCGAGUGGCAGGGCCUGCAGCAGGCCGGAGCACGCUUCGGAUGGGACAUCGAGGCACUAGGCAGCGGCGACGAUGACGAGGAUGAGGAGGGCGAGUAUGCCCCGCAGGUCGUCGAGAUGACCGAGGAUUGA
Messenger RNA from Trichosporon asahii var. asahii CBS 2479, 1302 nucleotides. RefSeq lists its product as uncharacterized. Gene Ontology annotation, biological process: spliceosomal tri-snRNP complex assembly. The record is from RefSeq and is a predicted model, not a curated record. The transcript has 2 exons. NCBI's taxonomy places the organism in Eukaryota, Fungi, Basidiomycota, Tremellomycetes, Trichosporonales, Trichosporonaceae. Bases 1 to 1302 code for a protein of 433 amino acids.